This is a messenger RNA of Fragaria vesca subsp. vesca, 808 nucleotides long. Its product is annotated as 60S ribosomal protein L24-like. The transcript has 4 exons. The record is from RefSeq and is a predicted model, not a curated record. The coding region runs from base 99 to 500 and encodes 133 amino acids. Lineage: Eukaryota; Viridiplantae; Streptophyta; Magnoliopsida; Rosales; Rosaceae. Gene Ontology annotation, molecular function: structural constituent of ribosome; mRNA binding. Gene Ontology annotation, cellular component: cytosolic large ribosomal subunit. Gene Ontology annotation, biological process: cytoplasmic translation.
GGACUUUGGACAGACCGAGGAUUUAUAGAGCAGCAGAGCGGCGGCAUUAGAUUUAGGGUUUUGAGCAGAGAAGAAGCAAAUCAGCAUCAGCCGCCGCCAUGGUUCUCAAGACUGAGCUCUGCCGCUUCAGUGGCGCCAAGAUCUACCCCGGUAGAGGCAUCAGAUUCAUCCGCUCCGAUUCUCAGGUUUUCCUGUUCCUGAAUUCCAAGUGUAAGAGGUACUUCCACAACCGCCUCAAGCCCUCCAAGAUCACAUGGACUGCUAUGUUCAGGAAGCAGCACAAGAAGGACUCUGCUCAAGAGUCUGUGAAGAAGAAGCGCCGCUCCACCAAGAAGCCUUACUCGAGGUCCAUUGUCGGCGCCACUCUCGAGGUUAUCCAGAAGAGGAGGACUGAGAAGCCUGAGGUCCGUGACGCCGCUCGCGAGGCCGCUCUCCGGUAUUGCUUCGUUUUGUUUGAUAAGCUACAUUGGUUCAAUUCUAGCUGUUUUUCGAUUUAUUAACCUUGAGAUUAAGGAGAGGAUCAAGAAGACCAAAGAUGAGAAAAAGGCAAAGAAAGCAGAGAUUACAGCCAAGACGCACAAGACUACCAAGGGUAAUAUGCCCAAGGCUGCAGCAGCUCCCAAGGGUCCCAAGCUUGGUGGUGGAGGUGGAAAGCGAUGAAUGGUUUUCUUCCUAUGUACGCCUGUUUAUUUACGCUAGUUGCAGUUUUAAUUAGACAUUGAGACCCCUUUCUGGUCUGAGUUUUGUUCUAUGAUUGGCAUUGUUGACCAGUUUAAUAUUUGCUUGUUUAUGGUGGAUUUUCAAUUGC